AUGGACUCUGGCCACCCCUGCACUGCACGGGGCAAGCUGUGCCAUGCGAUCACAGAACUGCUUAAUGAUGUGGAGCGGUUAAAACAAGCUCUUAAUGGCUUGUCUCAGCUCACAUACACCACCGGGAUCCCCUCAAAGAGGCAGAACCAGCAGGUUGAAACGCUGCAGAACCAAGUGAAAAGCCUGCAGCAGCAGUUGGCGGAUGCUAAAAGGCAGCAUCAAGAGGUAGUCUCAGUGUAUCGGACACAUCUCCUCAGUGCUGUACAGGGUCACAUGGAUGAAGACGUCCAAGCUGCUUUACUACAGAUCAUCCGCAUGAGACAGGGACUCGUUUGCUGAUGUGCUUAGUGCCAUUGCUCUUGAAGGCUGCUGUGUCUUGUAGAAGUGCUGUGGUGAUGGUAGUGAUAACCUUCAGGAGACUUAUAUAAGUAUGAUAUAGCUGCAAUUAGAAUCUCCAAAUAUGAAACAACUUAGCUGGAAUAGUUUCUUCGUGGAAAACUGAAAAAUAGGGCUACUGAGUUUCAGAUCUGACACCUCUCUCAUUAGAUUAAUAAAAGAUGUAGAACGUCUUUUAAAAUUGGUAGACAAGCUGACUGUCAAAAUGAUGACAUGGUAGUUAAAUUAUUUUUAUGUCUGAUUGACCACUUAUUAAAGCAAGGUCUAUACCCAGAAACUCCAGUUUAUCCUAUAACUCGGACUCUCAUGGUAUGGUUGAAAAUAAACUCUAUUCAAAUGAGCUUGGCUAAGUAUUGUAGCUGUAUAUCUCCUUUAAUGAUUAAGAGAAAGUGGCUGUUUUUGUCACAUAAGCUGAUGAAGACACACUAAGACACGCUUAGUAAAUCAGCUGCAAAGGUAGAUGGAAAGUAUUUAGGUAUAUGUUGUAACUUGGCUGGCCAAGUUACAGACUUUAUUUAAAUAUAAGCUUAAGAUGUAGUGCCUUUGCUUUUUUGCAAGACUUAAAAAUCAGGUUUUUCUAUCAAAACACUAACUUUUGUUUGUCUCCCCUUCCCCCAAGGUUUUUCAGGAAUGCUUUGUAAUGCUGAUUACUGUGGGCUAAAGUAGUGUCUGGGAGUGGAGUGUCAUGGUUUGCAGAGCAGCAUUUUGAUCUAAAUGCAAUAGUCCUGCUUCUUUAUAAUUUCAUUCUUCAUUAGGCCUAAUAUGGGUGCAGGCUGAGCAGCUCAUUAAGCUGUACACUAGAUAAUUCAGGUAUUGGAUUUUCAAACACUAUCUCAUGGAAGUUCAAGGUAUUUUCCUCUUAACUGUAAAUUAUGUACUAUAAUCUUAUUUAUGGGGAAAGAUGCAAAUAGUAAGGAUUAAUUAAAUGAGAAUUUUUAUUUGCUUGGAAUCUACCUAUUAAAUGAGACAGGGCUUCACUUUGAAGGAUGGUGUUCCUAUAAGUAAGUUUUAUGAAAGGAAACACAAAAUUUGGGACUAUUCAAAGGAAGUAAUUGGGAAAUGAGUCUGACAACGUAUGUGGCCGUUGUAGUAGAGCAAGGAGCAGAAGUGCUAUCAGUUGCUGUGGUAACUUCAGGCUACUCUGUCGUAAAGCAUUUAAUAACUAGUGAGUAGGAAUCUGGGAUCCUGACACAGAAAACUUCCCCUUCCAUGUUCCUGAAAAAUAGGACUUAAGUCAGAGUGCAGAGUUCUCUGCCUGGAGUUGCCUGGGCUUCCCCCUAAGCUGUACCUCAGGCUUAGGUCUCCCUUUUCUUAGUAGUAUUAUGUUUGUUUCCUUUUUUUUUCCUUUUUGGGCAGUCUUGUAGAAUUGGAGAGACGACUGCCACAUAGAGGAGGAUACAGACCUAGUGAUGAAUGUGCAGGGCAGUUUUUAUUAUAUAAAUACACUUAAUAUAUUUACUAAAUAUGUGUCUGUAGUUAAACAGAUCUUCUGCUGCUUUCCUUUAAUUUCUUAGAGGACUAUUACAGAAAACAUCUCAGUAUAUAUACAUUACUUUUUAGCCAAAUUCUUUUAUGAUUGCAUUACUUGAAACUCUUGUUAGAGAGAGCUUGUUUUGAUAUACUAACUCUGGCAUAUUUUGAUAUUGUAUGUUUCCUUCUGAGGGAGUUCUAUGUGUGUUUUUCUAAAUUUCUCCCAUAUUACCUUAUCAAUAAAAAGUUUUCUUCUUUU
Calidris pugnax (ruff) is the source of this 2125-nucleotide messenger RNA. RefSeq names its product uveal autoantigen with coiled-coil domains and ankyrin repeats-like. The record is from RefSeq and is a predicted model, not a curated record. Bases 1 to 339 code for a protein of 112 amino acids. NCBI's taxonomy places the organism in Eukaryota, Metazoa, Chordata, Aves, Charadriiformes, Scolopacidae. Gene Ontology annotation, molecular function: actin binding. The transcript is spliced from 4 exons.